AUGCAAAACCCGUGGAGAGAGUCGGCAAAUGUGUUGCUAUUGAGGCCAAUCACAUCACCACAAACUGAUCCCACACUUUGCGACUACGAGAUGCUCACCAUCAGUGGCGACACAACCCGUGGCAUACGAUCGGCCAGUUAUGUGACACCUGGGGGUCCACUACACGCCUCCGACUUAUCGCCCAAAUGGUGGGCACUGUUCGAGAGACUCGGAGUUCAGACGACGAGUUUCGGGCGAUUAUCACCGGACGGGUCCGCCGCUCGACCGCCCAUUAUCUGCGAUAACCUCUUCGUUGACGAUCUCAGGCGCGGCUCAUCUAAUACUGAGGAGGACUUUGUCACCAUUGAUAUGGCCUUAAGAAUAGCCGCCAUUCGCCAUAUCUUCACGCAAACAGGUAUUCUUGUGGUGGACUCCAUGUCCCCUAAGAGUCACGUGAAUCCGGACGUGUUAUGCGAAUGGCGUGAAAGGGUUGGUCACUCACCCGACCAGUUCCACGCCCUGUGCCAGAGGUAUGAUCUGAAGCCUGACUUGUGGUCACUGAAGGAGUGGUGGAAUUGGUUGACACCAGUCACUAUCGGUCGCACCAAUCGCUUCGACACUAUCUACUACUUAUGUGUCCUCCAGAGCCGCCACUCGCUCACUACCGGCGCUACGCAUCACUGGUCGGCACCGGUAGCUCUGUUGACCGAUCGCUAUACCGAUGGCUACACACUAUCGCCGCCACAAGUCUAUGAGUUGUGUAGACUUUUGAACUACUCGUCCGUCAAAGACCUGGAAGUGUUUGCCGCGCAGAGGGAGCGGGAGGGUUGUCACCGAUGGCUCCCCUCCCUAGCUAUGUAUACGGACGGUGCUAUCUCUACACUACCGGGCGAUGACUUAUAUCCGGAAACGGUUGAGUUGUUUGUGCGGAAACCCAUCAAAACGUACGGACAGAGUGUACGAGAAAUACGGGCGAAAAGCCAGCGCUUGAAUCGCAUGGAGUUAAGUGGUAUUGACUGCGAGGUUGUAUCGCAUAACUCUGCCCAGCCGUGUGGUCACAUCGCACCGAGUGGGAACGGCUUCGCUCUCAUUGGUUGGUUCGAUGGACAGUGCGCUCGCAUGACAUCACCCGUGGAUCCAAUGGACAGACCAUCCAAUAAGCGACUCAUCCAAAUGGUGGACCGACUCACCAAACAUGAGAUGGUAGACGUGUUAAGAAAAUUUGGUCGACCAUUCGGUCACUGCAAACAGCUAUUGACCACUCGUUUGCAUCAACUGAUCCGCGGUGUGGACCACCGCACCAUCGAUGGCCAUCGAUUGUCGCGUGUUAUACAAGACAUGUAUCGACUCCAAUGUCAUUUGUAUGGUCUUAAGCGGCAAAAGGUUGCGCCCAUUAGACCGACAUUGGAUUCACAGACACAGCAGUGGACACCGAUUCAGAGGAAUAAUAUCAGUGAUAGUAGUGGUGGUCGACUGUCAUCGACGAGUAAAAUCAAUACCAAUAACAAAGACAUCGCUUCCAAUACAACCACUAUUAGUGGUAAACCGAGUGAUAGGUCUAUGGGUAGCCUGAGGUCGAAGACAUUUAAGACACCACUUAAGUUGUCAGCUCUUAAUGGUGUAAGUGGUGGUAGAGUGCCAUCAGUGAGCACUUCCAGCAAAAGCACGAGAUUUAAUACAUUGAACGACACGUCCAAUGAAGUAAUGAGUGAACAGAUCCGAGAUAAUUGGAUGAAUGAGACGCCACGGAUCAAACGAAAGGGUCGGCGCCAACGGGAGCCAAGGGGUACGUCAUCCACGGGACCACGAGGUAUGGCCCGAUCUAAGAGAAAAAGAGGUAGAAGUCCUCCAAGAAGUGCACCCGUGAAGAGACCACCGAUGAUAAGUGAUAGCCCUUCCAAAACAGUCAAUCUUUGCGGUGAAUUGUGUGAUAUCUUUGAGUUAAUCGAUAUAAAAAUGUUUGACGAAACGGAUGACGCAACCAGUGAUCAUAAACCGACAAAUAAUUCAAAGCCAUCGAAGUCUGUGCCAUUGAAUGCCAAUAAUUGGUUCAAACUAAUCGAUAGGAUAACUGAUUUCGGGGUAAAGAAGUCAUUCACAGUCUCUGAGGAAGACUUUACUUACAGAUACUUCUCAGUGGACAGGGAUUUGAGUGACAUUUUGGCAAAAAAUUCAUUUGAGAUUCAGUUGCGGUUCAGUCAUACGGCGGAAAUGGAGGCCAAAGACUGUAUUCCCGAACACAUGUGUAUUGAUAUGAAUGGCCAACGAUUUUAUACAUACUGUCCGCUCAAUGAGAACCAGUUGUGCCGUCCAUUCAAUGUGAGCUCAUUGUGUCGUUUGGGUGACAAUGAGAUCCAGUUCUCGAUGGCCGUCAAAGAUUAUGAAUACCCCGUGCCUUCACUUUACGAGAUAUCCAUAGUUUGCGCACAAACUCCACAAACACUUCUCAACAAAUUGGUGGCAAAUCCGCAGCAAUUGUUGGCCAGAGAUGUGACCAAAGGGUUCAUAAGACGGACAAUGAAUCCCAAUGCGGACGAAGGCAUCAGUUUAGUGAACGACUCCAUCAAAGUGUCACUCAUUUGUCCCUUAAGUCGCCGGCGAUUGGAGAUCCCGUGCCGUACGACCGGCUGUCAGCAUAUGGAGUGCUUGGACGCCCUAUCCUUCUUCGCGACCAAUGAAUGGCGUUAUGAGUGGUUGUGUCCGAUAUGUUACUCCUCUGCGCGAAGGGAUCUCAUACUCGUGGACAGUAUUUGA
Oppiella nova is the source of this 2733-nucleotide messenger RNA. The record is from the annotation of a GenBank genome assembly. NCBI's taxonomy places the organism in Eukaryota, Metazoa, Arthropoda, Arachnida, Sarcoptiformes, Oppiidae.